Messenger RNA from Glycine soja, 831 nucleotides. Its product is annotated as zinc finger protein 4-like. Gene Ontology annotation, biological process: negative regulation of abscisic acid-activated signaling pathway. NCBI's taxonomy places the organism in Eukaryota, Viridiplantae, Streptophyta, Magnoliopsida, Fabales, Fabaceae. The coding region runs from base 1 to 831 and encodes 276 amino acids. The record is from RefSeq and is a predicted model, not a curated record. The transcript has a single exon.
AUGAAAAUCAGCAAGAAGAAGGGUCUCAAGCCUGAACAACAAGAAAAGGCUUCCAAUUCAAACAAGGAGGAAGUGAUAGAUUUCAUGGAGCUUUCAAAUAAGGCUCAAGAACAAGAACAACCAUCAAGUAAGGUGGUUGAUUCACCUCUUUGUGACUCUAAAGGUGCAGAUGAUGAAAAUACAAAGCUAGAAGCAAAGACUUUCUCAUGCAACUAUUGCAAGAGAGAGUUUUCUACCUCGCAAGCUUUGGGGGGACACCAAAAUGCGCAUAAACAAGAACGUGCUCUUGCUAAACGUCGCCAAGGUUUUGAUGUUGGUGGUUUUGGACACUUUCCUUACUACCCUUAUCCAAGUUUUUACAACUCAAAUUCUCUUUAUGGAGGAUCUUUCAAUAGGGCACUUGGGGUCCGAAACGAUUCCAUGAUUCACAAGCUUCCUUGGACCCCAAGGUAUGAUCAUUCUUGGUUGAAACAACAAGAUCAUGUGCCCAUGCCGAAUUCGUCAAUCUUUGAUGGGUUUGGAAUUGUGAAAGGUUGUUAUCCAAUUAUAAAGAGUGAUGGAACUCUAAGUUUAAGGCAAGAGAAUGGUAAUGCCAAUGAUGGAACACUUUCUCUUUUUCCAAAUGCUGCUGCCAAUUCAACAAGCCAACUUGUAAACAAUGGUGGUAAUGCCAAUGAUGGAACACUUUCUCUUUUUGCAAAUGCUGCCACCAAUUCAUCAAGCCUACUUGGAAACAGAGAAAUUCUUGCAACCAAAAUUGAUGAUCAUUCCAUGCCAGAAGAAACCUCCAAAGCUGCUUCUGCCAAUCUUGAUUUGUCACUUAAGCUUUAA